AGGGAAAGGCAGAGAGAGAGAGAGAGGGGGAGAGGGGAUCUGUUGCAGGCAGGGGAAGGCGUGACCUGAAUGGAGAAUGCCAGCCAAUUCCAGAGACACACAGGGACCUCAGAACAAAGAUAAGGCAUCGCUGACACCACACCCGGGACGAGCUUGCAGACAAGUCAGGCCGGGGGGACCAGGCAGCCAGGAGCACCCAAGGCAGGAAAAUGAGGUGGCUCCUUCUCUCUCAUGCUCUGUGCUUCUCCUUGUUGAAAGCUUCGGCCCAUGUCGUGGAGCUUAACAAUAUGUUUGGCCAGAUCCAAUCUCCUGGUUAUCCAGACUCCUAUCCAAGUGAUUCAGAGGUAACAUGGAAUAUUACUGUCCCAGAGGGAUUUCGGAUCAAGCUCUACUUCAUGCACUUCAACUUGGAAUCCUCCUACCUUUGUGAAUACGACUAUGUGAAGGUAGAAACUGAAGACCAGGUGCUGGCCACCUUCUGUGGCAAGGAGACCACGGACACAGAACAGACCCCUGGCCAGGAAGUGGUCUUCUCUCCGGGCUCCUUCAUGUCCAUCACUUUCCGGUCAGAUUUCUCCAAUGAGGAACGGUACACAGGCUUUGAUGCCCACUACAUGGCUGUGGAUGUGGACGAGUGCACAGAGCGGGAGGACGAGGAACUGUCCUGUGACCACUACUGCCACGACUACAUCGGCGGCUACUACUGCUCCUGCCGCUUCGGCUACAUCCUCCACACAGACAACAGGACAUGCCGAGUGGAGUGCAGUGACAACCUCUUCACCCAGAGGACCGGUGUGAUCACCAGCCCUGACUACCCCAGCCCUUACCCUAAGAGCUCCGAAUGUCUCUACACCAUUGAGCUAGAAGAGGGUUUCAUGGUCAGCCUGCAGUUUGAGGAUAUUUUUGACAUAGAGGACCAUCCUGAGGUAUCCUGCCCCUAUGACUACAUCAAGAUUAAAGCUGGUCCAAAACUUCUUGGGCCCUUCUGUGGAGAGAAAGCCCCGGAACCCAUCAAUACCCAGAGCCACAGUGUCCAGAUCCAGUUCCGCAGUGACAACUCAGGCGAGAACCGGGGCUGGAGGCUAUUGUACAGGGCGACAGGGAAUGAGUGCCCCAAGCUGCAGCCGCCUGUCCAUGGGAAAAUUGAGCCCUUGCAAGCCAAGUACUCCUUCAAAGACCAGGUGCUCAUUAGCUGUGACACUGGCUACAAAGUGCUGAAGGAUAAUGUGGAGAUGGAUGUAUUCCAGAUCGAGUGUCUGAAAGAUGGGAUGUGGAGUAACAAGAUUCCCACCUGCAAAAUUGCGGACUGUGGCACUCCGGCAAAGCUGGAAAAUGGGAUGGUCACCUUUUCUACCAGGAACAACCUUACCACAUACAAAUCUGAAAUCAUAUACUCCUGCCAGCAGCCCUACUACAAGAUGCUGCACAGUACCACAGGUGUAUAUACGUGUUCUGCCCAAGGAGUCUGGAUGAAUGAAGUCCUGGGGAAAAGCCAGCCCACCUGCCUGCCAGUGUGUGGUCAGCCCUCCCGCUCCCUGCCGAACCUGGUCAAGCGGAUCAUCGGAGGCCGGAACGCUGAGCCCGGCCUCUUCCCGUGGCAGGCCCUGAUCGUGGUGGAGGACACGUCGAGGGUGCCCAACGACAAGUGGUUUGGGAGCGGGGCCCUGCUCUCUGAGUCCUGGAUCCUCACGGCAGCCCAUGUGCUGCGCUCACAGCGCAGAGACAACACGGUGACGCCAGUCUCCAAGGAGCAUGUCACCGUCUACCUGGGCCUGCAUGACGUGCGUGACAAAUCCGGGGCCGUUAACAGCUCGGCUGCCCGAGUGGUGCUCCACCCUGACUUUGACAUCCAGAACUACAACCACGACAUCGCUCUGGUGCAGCUGCAGGAGCCGGUGCCCCUGGGGCCGCACGUCAUGCCCGUCUGCCUGCCGAGGCCUGAGCCCGAAGGCCCGGCGCCCCACAUGCUGGGGCUGGUAGCUGGCUGGGGCAUCUCCAAUCCUAAUGUGACAGUGGAUGAGAUCAUCAGCAGCGGCACGCGGACCUUGUCAGAUGUCCUGCAGUACGUCAAGUUACCUGUGGUGCCACAUGCCGAGUGCAAGACCAGCUACGAGUCCCGGUCAGGCAACUACAGCGUCACAGAGAACAUGUUCUGUGCCGGCUACUAUGAGGGCGGCAAGGACACAUGCCUAGGAGACAGCGGCGGGGCCUUCGUCAUCCUCGACGACCAGAGCCAACGCUGGGUGGCUCAAGGCCUGGUGUCCUGGGGGGGCCCUGAAGAAUGUGGCAGCAAGCAGGUGUACGGGGUCUACACCAAAGUCUCCAACUACGUGGACUGGGUGUGGGAGCAGAUGGGCUCCCCUCCAGGCCUGGGGGAGCUCCAGGUGGAGCGGUGAGCCCUGACUUCCUUGGCCUCCAGCCCGCCAAGCCCCUGCAAGGCUGCAUCGUACACUCCUGAGGAUGGCAUACUCCAUGUUACUCAUGAGACCAAAUGGGAUGGAACACGCUGCUUCCACCCUCCCAAGACAACCCCCGGGAGGCAGCAGAGUGGUAUGGGAAAAAGGAUCUAUUCAGGAGACCUGGGUCCCUGGCCCUGGGCUGGUCCCUUCCCCUCCUGGGGCCUCACUCUCCCAGGAGCACAGCAACUCUUGGCCAACUCCCACUCCUCUCCUGGAGUGCCUACCCCAGGGGCCUCCUUCACUCCUUGUCAUUUGUCAAACCCAUUGGUCCUACUAUUGGUGUAACUGAGCUUACUGUUAGAAACUGUUUUCUAACCUAGAGCUGAGUCCAUGUAUUUUUCCCAAUUCUACCCUCUGGGUACUUUCUAAGACCCUUUUUCUAGCAGAAACCACUCAGGUGUGGGGAGACAGGGAUUCCACCCCAGAGAACCCUCUCUCUGAGUGUGAUGCCCUGCAGGACUUUUGUCCCUGGAUUUUUCUUCCAAAAGUUUCUUGUGAUCCAAGCUGUAUCCCUUCGGAAUUUAAAGGAACUUCAAAUGACAAAGAGAAAGCUGGGAAGUUCUGUGUUGACUGAGGGGAGGAGAAGAGCAGUGACAGUCCCCCCGACUCUGUUAAAUCCCUACCAUCAACUGAGAAUGCAUCAUUUGGAUCCAUAUAACACUCUCAAAUUCCAGCUGAUAACAUGGGGUGUCCUGACAAGCAUGAAGCAACCUUCCAGCCUUGAAGUGUGACAUCUGAAUAGGCUCCCUGGGCCCUAGCCCCAGGUGGGGCUCAAAUGGAUUGUUUGGAGAAAGAGAAGUCUCACAGCUGCCCCUCUGUGCCUCUGGGAAGGGAAAUGGAAGAAGGGCGAGCUCAGGACAUUGGCGUGACCAUGUUCCACCAGAUUGCCCACCGGUGCCUGCAGCCUGAACUCCACAGGGAAUCUACCCAGCAUGGAUGUUCAGAGGGAUCCACUCCUCCAGUUUCCAGGAGCCAGAGUCAAGAAAAGCAGAGACUUGAUGUUGAAAGGCAGUGAGAAGGGACGGAGAGCCCAGAGUACUGGGUUAUAGCCCCAGCUCUGCCCCCAACUGGCUGUGUAACCUUUGACAAAUGACUUUCCCUCUCUGGGCCUCAGUUUCCCCAUCUGUAAAAGAAAGGCAUCAGAUCCCCCUCAGGGUCCUUCCAGGCCCAGUGUUCAGUGCUUCCAUUGCUAGCAGCCUCUCCCUGGCGCUCACAGGGCUCAUUGUCCUCCUCUCCCAGGCUCCCUCUCCUGGGGACUCUCCACCAGAGAAAGGCACCCAGAGAAGCCCUGAGAGGGAUUCCAAGAGAGCAACUGGGAAGUGUCCAUCUUGCCAGUUGGAUCCUGAAAGCACACUCCUAUGUCUCUCAACAGUGCAUGUAGAGGAUACUAUAUUUUGUAUAUUUUAUAUCACAAGCUUCACUCCUCUGUAAGGGGCCUCUUCACUCUGUUUCUCCUGUCAGGGGACUAAAGUGGAAAUAAACCCUCUGUGGAUAACCAACA
This is a messenger RNA of Phacochoerus africanus (Common warthog), 3960 nucleotides long. RefSeq names its product MBL associated serine protease 1 (gene MASP1). Lineage: Eukaryota; Metazoa; Chordata; Mammalia; Artiodactyla; Suidae. Gene Ontology annotation, molecular function: serine-type endopeptidase activity; calcium ion binding. Gene Ontology annotation, cellular component: extracellular region; blood microparticle. Gene Ontology annotation, biological process: complement activation; zymogen activation. The record is from RefSeq and is a predicted model, not a curated record. The transcript has 11 exons. The coding region runs from base 210 to 2396 and encodes 728 amino acids.